Messenger RNA from Truncatella angustata, 1149 nucleotides. RefSeq lists its product as uncharacterized. Bases 287 to 727 code for a protein of 146 amino acids. Lineage: Eukaryota; Fungi; Ascomycota; Sordariomycetes; Amphisphaeriales; Sporocadaceae. The record is from RefSeq and is a predicted model, not a curated record. The transcript has 5 exons.
CAAGACGUAAACACUCACUCUCACCACUGAACCGUAGCGUAUAUAUAUACCAGACUGGACCCGGGGACAGCCUACGACGAAACGCCGGCCGUACUUUCGACCAGAAACAACAACCACGGUCCUUCUUCCUACUCGAAGACGGCGCGACUAUUGAUAUAGUACACUCGUUUAUUACCCACAACAUUUAAGGAUACCGUCCAAAGUGAAGCUUCUGUCAUUGUUUGUUUUCAUACUAUUUCGUCGCUGUCUUCUUGCUGCUUGCGUUCCUAUUAUAUCCAUAACAACCAUGAAGUGCACAGGGCUCAGUGUGGCAUCGCUGCUGUCGCUACUGGUAGCUAGCGCCGCGGCGGGGGAUCUUAUGGACGAUCUGGGGAGGGAGUUCGCCUUUGGGUUGUUCCCCAGGCAGCUUGCGACAAACCUGCAGGCUUUUUCAGGGUCACUGGGUGGUGCUGCUGCUCCAGCUAUCACGAAAUCGUCAGAUCCUGCCCGACCCUUCACAGUAGAUGGUGAUACCUUCAACGAUUUCUCGACGGCCGCACAGCGGGCCUGUGAUAAUCAGAAGAACCAGUGUGCGGACAUUGCGAACAGUCAAAAAGAUGGCUCUUUAAAAGUUGGUGAUUGCGACCAGCAGAACACUCAAUGCAAGAACGCAGCCUCGACAGCUACAACGACCAGCUUCGCCACUUUGACAAGCUCCAAUGCAGAGUUUGAUUUCUUCUGCGAGUAGAAAGCUGGAAAUUUGAAGCAUUAUGUCUCGAGAAUUGUAAAAGUUUUCAUUGAAAAAUAAUUGGCAAGGCAAAAGGUCUGAAGUCUAGAUUGUCACCACCAACACGAAUAGAGCGUUGGUACAGUCCCACAACAUCACCAGAUCCAAAACAAAUAGCAAAAGCAAAUGCGACUCCGACACGGGGAAUCGAACCCCGGGCAUGACGGAUCAAGAUGAGAGCGUCAUAUGUUAGCCACUACACCAUAUCGGAUGUGAUUUUUGUGCCUUUGUUGCAAGUUCCCCCGUUGAGAGGGCUCAAGUACGGAGGGCGACGACCCGUAAUGAUUAUGCAGUAAUAAAGGGAAGCGGGCCAAGCUGUAUCCAGAGGGAUGAGUUUGAAUGAUUUCUAUUUUUGGGUAGUUGACGUUAGAGCACGCAUCGUU